AUGUAUGGUAUAUUUUUGAAGGCAGUGACCUAUGAUGAUGUGCAUAUCAACUUCACUAAGGAAGAGUGGGAUUUGCUGAAUCCUUCCCAGAAGAAUCUCUACAAAGAUGUGAUGCUGGAGACCUACAGGAACCUAACUACUAUAGGAUACAUUUGGGAAGAUCGUAACACUGAAGAUCAUUGUCAAUGUUCUAGAAGACAUGCAAGUCAUAAAAGAUCACGUAUUGGAGAGAAAUCAUAUGGAUAUAUUCUGUGUGGUAAGACAUUUGCUGAUGAUAGUCAUUGUCAAAAGAAUAAAAGGACACAUACUGGAGAGAAUCCCUGUGAAUAUAAUCAGUGUGGUAAGGCCUUUGCUAGACACAGUGUUCUUCAAACACAUAAAAGAACACAUACUGGAGAGAAGCCCUAUAAAUGUAAUCAGUGUGGUAAAGCCUUUGCUCAACACAGUGUUCUUCGGAUCCAUGAAAGAACACAUACUGGAGAAAAACCCUAUGAAUGUAAUCAGUGUGGUAAGGCCUUUGCACAGUAUGGUCAUCUUCGAGUGCAUGAAAGAACACAUACUGGAGAGAAACCCUAUGAAUGUAAUCAGUGUGGUAAGGCCUUUGCACAGAACUGUACUCUUAAAUGCCAUAAAAGAACACAUACUGGAGAAAAACCCUAUGUAUGUAUUCAGUGUGGUAAGGCCUUUGCAUAUCACCAUACCUUAAAACUGCAUAAAAGAACACAUACUGGAGAGAAACCCUAUGAAUAUAAUCAGUGUGGUAAGGCCUUUGCUAGACACAGUGUUCUUCAAACACAAAAAAGAACUCAUACUGGAGAGAAACCCUAUGAAUGUAAUCAGUGUGGUAAGGCCUUUGCACAGUAUGGUCAUCUUCGAGCGCAUGAAAGAACACAUACUGGAGAGAAACCCUAUCAAUGUAAUCAGUGUGAUAAGGCCUUUGCACAAUAUGGUGGUCUUCAAGCUCAUCAAAGAACACAUACUGGAGAAAGACCCUAUGAAUGUAAUCAGUGUAGUAAGGCCUUUGCUAGACACAGUGUUCUUCAAACACAUAAAAGAACACAUACUGGAGAGAAGCCCUAUAAAUGUAAUCAGUGUGGUAAAGCCUUUGCUGAUUCCAGUGUUCUUCUAAUCCAUGAAAGAACACAUACUGGAGAAAAACCCUAUGAAUGUAAUCAGUGUGGUAAGGCCUUUGUUGGAAACAGUGCUCUUCAAAUACAUAAAAGAACACAUACUGGGGAGAAACCCUAUGAAUGUAAUCAGUGUGGUAAGGCCUUUGCACAGAAAUGUCAUCUUAAAUGCCAUAAAAGAACACAUACUGGAGAAAAACCCUAUGUAUGUAUUCAGUGUGGUAAAGCCUUUGCAACUAAGGGUAAACUUGAAUUACAUAAAAGAACACACACUGGAGAGAAGCCCUAUGAAUGUAAUCAGUGUGGUAAGGCCUUUGCAGUGCACAGUAAUCUUCAAAUCCAUAAAAGAAGACACGCUGGAAAGAAACCCCAUAAAUGUAAUCAGUGUGGUAAAGCCUUUGCUAUUCACAGUGCUCUUCAAAACCAUGAAAGAACACAUACUGGAGAGAAACCCUAUGAAUGUAAACAGUGUGGUAAGGCCUUUGCACAGUAUGGUGGUCUUCGAUAUCAUCAAAGAACACAUACUGGAGAGAAACCCUAUGAAUGUAAUCAGUGUGGUAAGGCCUUUGCAUAUCACCAUACCUUAAAACUGCAUAAAAGAACACAUACUGGAGAGAAACCCUAUGAAUGUAAUCAGUGUGGUAAGGCCUUUGCAUAUCACCAUACCUUAAAACUGCAUAAAAGAACACAUACUGGAGAGAAACCCUAUGAAUAUAAUCAGUGUGGUAAGGCCUUUGCUAGACACAGUGUUCUUCAAACACAAAAAAGAACUCAUACUGGAGAGAAACCCUAUGAAUGUAAUCAGCGUGGUAAGGCCUUUGCACAGUAUGGUCAUCUUCGAGCGCAUGAAAGAACACAUACUGGAGAGAAACCCUAUCAAUGUAAUCAGUGUGAUAAGGCCUUUGCACAAUAUGGUGGUCUUCAAGCUCAUCAAAGAACACAUACUGGAGAAAGACCCUAUGAAUGUAAUCAGUGUAGUAAGGCCUUUGCUAGGCACAGUGUUCUUCAAACACAUAAAAGAACACAUACUGGAGAGAAGCCCUAUAAAUGUAAUCAGUGUGGUAAAGCCUUUGCUGAUUCCAGUGUUCUUCUAAUCCAUGAAAGAACACAUACUGGAGAAAAACCCUAUGAAUGUAAUCAGUGUGGUAAGGCCUUUGUUGGAAACAGUGCUCUUCAAAUACAUAAAAGAACACAUACUGGGGAGAAACCCUAUGAAUGUAAUCAGUGUGGUAAGGCCUUUGCACAGAAAUGUCAUCUUAAAUGCCAUAAAAGAACACAUACUGGAGAAAAACCCUAUGUAUGUAUUCAGUGUGGUAAAGCCUUUGCAACUAAGGGUAAUCUUGAAUUACAUAAAAGAACACACACUGGAGAGAAGCCCUAUGAAUGUAAUCAGUGUGGUAAGGCCUUUGCAUAUCACAGUAAUCUUCAAAUCCAUAAAAGAAGACACGCUGGAAAGAAACCCCAUAAAUGUAAUCAGUGUGGUAAAGCCUUUGCUAUUCACAGUGCUCUUCAAAACCAUGAAAGAACACAUACUGGAGAGAAACCCUAUGAAUGUAAACAGUGUGGUAAGGCCUUUGCACAGUAUGGUGGUCUUCGAUAUCAUCAAAGAACACAUACUGGAGAGAAACCCUAUGAAUGUAAUCAGUGUGGUAAGGCCUUUGCAUAUCACCAUACCUUAAAACUGCAUAAAAGAACACAUACUGGAGAGAAACCCUAUGAAUGUAAUCAGUGUGGUAAGGCCUUUGCAUAUCACCAUACCUUAAAACUGCAUAAAAGAACUCAUACUGGAGAGAAACCCCAUGAAUGUAAUCAGUGUGGUAAGGCCUUUGCACAGUAUGGUGGUCUUCAAUCUCAUCAAAGAACACACACUGGAGAGAAACCCUAUGAAUGUAAUCAGUGUGGUAAAGCUUUUGCACGUCAUGGUGCUCUUCAGUAUCAUCAAAGAACACACACUGGAGAGAAACCCUAUGAAUGUAAUCAGUGUGGUAAAGCCUUUGCUCAUCACAGUGUUCUUCAAAUGCAUAAAAGAAUACAUACUUGA
Messenger RNA from Arvicola amphibius (Eurasian water vole), 3168 nucleotides. Its product is annotated as zinc finger protein 709-like. Bases 1 to 3168 code for a protein of 1055 amino acids. Gene Ontology annotation, molecular function: RNA polymerase II cis-regulatory region sequence-specific DNA binding; DNA-binding transcription activator activity, RNA polymerase II-specific. Lineage: Eukaryota; Metazoa; Chordata; Mammalia; Rodentia; Cricetidae. The record is from RefSeq and is a predicted model, not a curated record. Gene Ontology annotation, cellular component: nucleus. Gene Ontology annotation, biological process: regulation of transcription by RNA polymerase II. The transcript is spliced from 4 exons.